UUGAAACAUUUGUUCUGUAUUGUUGAGGGAUUUUUGAAUGUUGUUAUUUACAGCCAAUUGUACAUCUGUGGCUGACUUUGAUGACUGUCCAGGGAAUAUAACAGAUUUCUGUCCAGAGUAUAGUGUUUGUGCAUGCAAAGAUGGAAAGCCUUUCUGCAAAUGUCCAAAUUUCAGGGGUCAGUGGGGAAAUUAUUGGUACAUGGGGGCCAAAUGUGACCAACUCUGGAAUACUCUGGACCUGAUUUUAGUAGCAGUAUUGCCUGGAAUAAGCCUUGCUUUAAUAGUUGGUGUCACAAUCCAGACUAUCUACUACUGUAAAAAGAAGUCAAAGAAGAAUAUAAAUGAUCACCGAGAACAGAGGAGUUUAUCAGGACUCCAAGCUCAGCAUAAUUCUGCACAUGUUUUCAAUACUGCUAUGAGACCUUCACCUGAUCAAGGCCAGAGUCCCUGGAGUUCAUCCCCUCAGAGUGUCUUUCCCAGAAUUCCUGUAUCUCAACCACAACAGUUUUUUGGAAGAAAUUACAACAUUAUGGCUCAUGAGCCCAAAGAGGACAAUCCUUACAUCCAGCCAUUUUAUAACUGGGAUGGCUCUCUGGGAACAACUAGACCUGAAGUAAAUAUGGGGACAAGUAUUCUUCGACCAUACACAUGAAGCCACUUUUUGUAUGUAUCAUGCAUUUUAAUUUCUGUAUAUGGUUAUCACCACCAUAAUUCAAAUAAAGGUAAUACAAUGAAUACUAAGACUUUGCUAGAGUAAAAUGAUAUGACAGAAUCAGUUGAGAUAAAGAUAUGGAAAGUUUAGCUUAUAAGACUCACUAUCACUACUAUUUCAUUCUGUAAAAUGGGAUUUGAAAGUAGGAGUCAAAGGUAUGGUAUAUAUAAUACUUUAUAUGUAUUAAUAUACUAUAUUAUAUAUGUAACUUAAAUUUGCAAUCUUUA
This is a messenger RNA of Vicugna pacos (alpaca), 939 nucleotides long. The record is from RefSeq and is a predicted model, not a curated record. Lineage: Eukaryota; Metazoa; Chordata; Mammalia; Artiodactyla; Camelidae.